UGUAAGAUUUUCGAGGUGACAGUAGUAGUUGGACUAUUCCACCAGAGUGGUAACUGCAAGUAUACUGAUUUAUGUAAUAACUUUAAUGUUAUGUUUCUUUUCAUGGCAACCUAAGUUGAGUGUAGUUAUAAAUUUGUAGCUUUGAUCAUGACUUUAGUUCAAAUCUAAGCUUUUCAGGAAAAUAUCUUGUUGAUUUUCAAGUGCAGAGUACUCCCACAAAACCUCAUCAUAUAUCUCACACAAAUACAGCUGGUCACAUUUUCAAAUCUUGAAAAAAGUCCAAAUCUGAAGAAAAUGGUGGUUACGAGAAGAUCAGGAAACAAUGCUGCAGAGAAGAUGGUUGUUAGAUCACCCAAGAAAAGACCAACCACAAAAAGGGGUCUGAAAUGCAGGAAGCCGCAGCACAAGCAACCAUCUAAGAAGGAGCUUGUCACUCCUUGUAGAGGUCGAGCAGAGGAAGCAGAAACUGAAAAUGUGGGAGGAGAGGAGAUAAUGCCUCUUGAUAUUUCUUCGGGUGAAGAAUCAAAACCUCAGGUUGACCAUUUAUCAAUGCUCAAGUCAUACAAGCCACCUUCUUAUGUUAACACUUCACAGGAGAAUCUCAAGACACUAAUGGAUGCAGCGGCUAUACUUAAGGAUGAGUUGGUGUCGCACCUAGAAAAAACUGCACAUAAACUGGACACUGUUGACAUGCUUAGAAGUGCUAAUAAAUGUUUCACAGCAUUGAAGUUGCUGAAAGUUGAUUAUGAAGCAUUUCAUGGCGAAGUUCACAAGUUGAUCAAGCAUACCCUGGAGCUCAGCGGAGAUAAGGAGAAGAGCACAUGUACUGAUUUGGGGCUGAAAGUUGCUUAUGAAAAGAGUGUGUCUAAUGUUAAUGCUGCCAGAGAAAAGCUAACUGCUGCUGAAUAUAACUUGAUGAAUGCUAAAACUGAUUAUGAUUACACAAUCGAAAAAAUCAAAAAGCUCAAAGCGGUAUUACACAAGCUUGAGGUGGAGGCUGCCACUGAAAGAGAUGGAAUUGAGAAUUUGACAUCCAAGAGGGAUCAUUGUAAUGAGGCUUUUUCACUUGCUGUAAGGAUUAAACUGCCAUAUGAAGAAGUCCUGGGGUCACUUGAGCGCCUCUGGGAACUUGUGUGAAAGUUGUGGAAAAAAUUUCAGCCUUAUUAUUUAGUAGGUCUUAGUGGACUUUUAGCAUUGUAGCUGCGAGACUCCUACCAUAUUCUUCUAUCACAUGUGAUACUUGAUAGGUUGGUAUAUGCAAAUUUUGGUAUGCUGCUUUUGUGAAUUGCUUCCAGAACUAUGAAAACUAUGAAAUUUGUCGCUUAUUAAAUUAUGUAAAAAUGCCUUGUUUAUCUUUCUUGUCACAUAUCCUUUAGCAUAUGCUUCUUUUGUAACUUAUUACAAAUUUCUUGAUCUUUGAAAGGCCUAGACUUGUUUGUAGUAUUAACAGUUAAUAUUUAUUUGUUUGGAAACCGGACGGCUCAAUAUGUCUGCAAAACCUUUUAAGCAUCUGCUAUCGGACUUGGAUAGCUUACAACUUAGAUAAACCGGCACUUUCCUUGGUGUUCUGGGCUGUUUGGCAGUGUCUUCUUUCCAAUUUUCAUCCAUCAGUAAGUUUCCUGAUCACUUUUCUUAACCUGCUUUAGCCAUCCUUGCUUCCUUCCAAUUUAGUUUGUGAACAAGAUACAGUUUUUACCAUAGACAGUUGUAUUCAAUUAAUCCCUUCAUCAUUAUACUCUCUGACAUCUCCAUGCAAGAGCAAAGUUUAGAGCAGGCUCUUCAUUUCUACAUGCAACGUUUGGCACUAUGGAUAUAUAAUUGCUUUCAUUGUGCUCGGACAAUACCAGUACCAAGAAUUAUACGUAUUACAACACAAGCGUGUUGUAAUAUUUCACUUAAGGAAAUUUUGAGCCGGCUAUUGAGGAGUGCAAACAGCCCAACUGAACAGGGGAUCAAAGAGCGAUCUGAUGUUGCUGAAAAAGAAAUACAGAAGUCACUUGAGCGUUUGUGGGAACUUGUGGGAAAGUAGUGAGAAGAAUUCCACCUUGUUGCUUAUUAGGCUUAAGUUGACAUUUAGCCAUGUAGCUGCAAGACCCUGCUAUUCAGAUAUUAGUGUGAUAUUUGUGUGAGCAAGAUAUUAUAAGGGGAAUUAGGCAAGCAUAAAUUCUUUAAACCACUGAUAAACUUGGACAGUCAGUAUGCUGUAAAGUUUUUAGGGCAUGGCUUUCUGAAAUAUGCAUCUUGAAAUCUGCAUUAUAAAAUCACAGUAACAGCAUAGUCACUGAUUGUAGUAGUUAUUGUUUAACCCUACCACAUUAUGAUGUGCGGCACUUCCCAGAAAGAUCUCGCACCAAGUGCAGUUUCUAGACAAGUUCUAUAAACAUACUUUAUGUUCCUUCCUAAGAUGAGACUGAUGGCAUCUGCAGGCGAUAAAAUAUGAAGUUUGCUAUUCUUAAAUUGAAGUCUCCUGAUUCCCAUUGGCGGCAAAUAUUAAAACUAUCAUCUCUAGUCCAUUGCUUUGCGUGCACACUGCACACCAUGCAAUAUAUAGAUGCUGUCAAGGAAUUUGAUAGCACGAGCUCAACUCGUACGUUGAAUGGAUCAGUUGCAGUUUCUGAAGUGCAGCUGAUUCCUCCUUGAUCCUCACCUGCACUUGGUCCGUCUUUAUUUUCUUUGCUAUCACUUGAAACUUCAUCUCAUGCUCAAACUGUAGAUUAGAGUAGUAAAACUUUGGUAUCUGUAACAUCAAAUGGCACUAUUCAGAUUGGUCUUAUGUUUAGAUCCUAGAACAUUAGUUGCAAGUUGUAGAAGCAUUCUCAAGGAAACACAUUGGCUUUCUUCCUUUGUUUUCUGUUGAGUGUCUAUAUGUUAAACUUGCCUCAUGAAGGAAUGUAACACUCGGGCGUCUGAUUUUGCAUACAUAUAUUUGAAUACAUACAUUUGAAAGAUCCUUUACUUUAGAAA
Messenger RNA from Daucus carota subsp. sativus, 2964 nucleotides. RefSeq lists its product as uncharacterized. The transcript has 6 exons. The coding region runs from base 295 to 1137 and encodes 280 amino acids. The record is from RefSeq and is a predicted model, not a curated record. NCBI's taxonomy places the organism in Eukaryota, Viridiplantae, Streptophyta, Magnoliopsida, Apiales, Apiaceae.